AUGAAUCUUCAAGACUGGGCUCGUGCUUUCCCUCGGCCCCGACAGGCUCGCGUCAUGAAGCCCCGCAGUGCGGGAAACAGUCCCUCGUCGGCGAUGGCACGGAGAAGGGCGACCGUCGUUCAAAGUGCUAUGCACGGCUCUUCAAAUCAGUAUCAGUCCUGGGAGGCCGCUCUUCUCGCCUCUGCGGCCCGGAACUCACGCCCGAUCAGCUGGCACCCUUCCUCAGCUCGCGCUCGAGGCCUGUCGAACCCGACAUGUGCCCCUGACUUUACCUCGGAGAAUCAUGCCGCCAUGGGUGCCUUCCCGGAUCAACUGAUGACUGGCUAUCCGGUCUACGCCAACGACAACAUGAUGUCUUAUCCCGUCUCCGCUGGCCCUGCCUACUCGCCUGAUUAUCUUUCGAUGUACUCCGAGAUGCAUAACCCCCUGCCUCUACCCCAACAGACCCCGGCAAUGUCCAUGUCAGACUCGCAGGUCGAGCCUAUGGCAUGGGAUGUCGCUACCACCAAUAUGGACAUGUCCAACAUGGCCCAGACUACAUCUGAUGGCUGGUCGCUGGAUAUGUUGACCAUGGCAAACAUUCCUCCGGCCGCAACAGCGUGCCCCAGUUAUGCCAGUGUGCCUUCACCCGGCGAGCUAAGCGGCCCAUCAACUCCCGACUUUCUGCCUAUUCAGCAAUUUGAUUCAUCGGCUUCCCAAGAGCAGAAGAAACCGAAGAGCGAAGAGGAGCUUGUUGGAAUGGGCCUGUACAGCCAUCCGGAUGGAUCCCGGGCUCAAACCCAGCAGACAUCACUUGGAAAGGGGCUCAAGCUUGAAGAAACAUUUUCGCCAUCCGACGACGAAAAUGAGGAUGGGGAUGAGAUCACCACCGAACAAAUACAACCCACUGCCCAAGAGACAGUGCCCAUGUCCCAGACUUCGAAUUUCUCGCUACCCAAGCAGCCAUCCAAGCAUGCUCUCAAUCUUCUUCACAAGUCUUUCUUCUUCGACCAUGACGACAUGGACCAGCAGACGAUGACCACGGCGCAGCCUUUCGUCCACCUCAACCAGCCCUGUAUGAACUAUGGCUACGGCUGGAUUUGA
Messenger RNA from Penicillium maclennaniae, 1083 nucleotides. RefSeq lists its product as uncharacterized. The transcript has a single exon. The record is from RefSeq and is a predicted model, not a curated record. Lineage: Eukaryota; Fungi; Ascomycota; Eurotiomycetes; Eurotiales; Aspergillaceae. The coding region runs from base 1 to 1083 and encodes 360 amino acids.